UAAUUUGGAAACAGUCUGAAUUGUGUGAUUUCUUCUGUUUAAUUUCUCUGUUUUUCUUUUUUCAAUUGUAGGUAUUUCGUUUUAAUUACCUUAGUAAUCACUCUCCCAUAAGAUCUGUUAGUGUAGAUCUGCAGCAACACAAUAGUUUCCUAUUAAGGUUUGAGAUUUAUUGAUGUUAUAAUAUUCCACCGUUUUCAUUUUGUUUAUGGUGUCGGUGUUGCAGUGAAUUUAUCAUUUUUUUCAAUGAAAGAAACUCCAUUGAUUUCUGUUAUUGAAGAUUUUAAUCUCUAUGUUGUCAGCGAGAUGCCAGGUUCAGAUAUUUAUAGAGAAAGUGAUAUUCAACUGAAACCUCAGUUGAUGCCUUGCUUUCAAAAGGAAUUUCAAUCAUACAGUUCUUCAGGAUGCGUUGACGAACAUCUGGCUGAUCCUUUCAAGGAGGACAAUAUUAUGAACUCUUCAAUGAGUAGCCUUACAAGCCACAAAGAAACCACCACUAAAGCUGAUGAUACUAAUGCUGGCAAUGGAAAGGCCACAGUGUUGAUGUCAGACCAAACUGGAGAGGAACUCCCUUCUGUUUCAAUGAAUUUUUUUUAUGCCACUGCACGAGAGAAAGAAAUUGAGAGGUAUGGAGAGUUCCUGCAGUGUUUGUCUGGAAAUGUUGAUGAUCAUGUCGAGUCUGAUAUAUUAGGGGGCACAUUUUUUGGAGAACAGCACCAUGAAUUAUUUUCACCUCAGAAUAUUGAGUUGCAGGCUGCAGGUGGUCAACAUGAUAAACUUGGUGCUAGUUUUCAGAUAUUUCCUGAAUUUUUGCAGAGAGAUGAGGCAUGUAAAUAUUCUAAAGAGAGUUUAGGAUCGCUAUCAAAAGAAUCUGUUAAGGAGGCUGAUCAGCGCCAUCGUGGCAUACGUAGACAUUUGCAUUUCGGGGCUGCAAUUUCCUGCAAUCAUGCGGGUAAUGGGACUCAUGAGACAGCCAAUUUAUGCUUACCAGCCCGUCAGACAGACUUUGAGAAUUUGGUUCCACCUCAUGUUGAAACAAGAGGAAUCUCUGGCAUUUGGCAGGCCGGAAGUUGUUCCCAGACUGCAACAUUGUGCUCCUCUUUCUCCCCAUCUGCAUGUGAAUCUGUUAGAUCAGCUCAAAAUUAUGGAAACCGUGCUUUAUCAGCUUGUAUUCCCUCGGGCGGAGAUUUGCAUUUAAAUAGCUUUGUCAGAUCUGAGUCCGUGGGCUCAGAAUUUAGUACAAGUAUGAAAUUGGGAAGUAAUCCACACCAACAAGAGGAGACGUUAAUGUCUGAUAGGGACCAUUAUUUAUGCAAGGAAAUAGACGGUAUCCCAGUCUUAUCUUUUCUUGGGGAAAUUUAUUCUCACUUGGGAUAUGAACAGCAGGAGAGUCAAGCUGCUGCGGGAGCAGGUUCUUCCAGUUAUCAAUCUAGCAGUAUAAUGCAAACUCCAUGUGAUUCUCUGCAUUUGAUACCAUAUGAGCAGCAGGCAUCUCUGUGCAAGGGGACAAUGCCUUCUUCAGAAUAUGCUGACAUAGUUGAGUUCAGCCAAAUGAGCCCUGAGAGGAAUAGGUGGAAUACCUUAAUGUUUUUUAUUCAAACAUUCCGACUCUCAGUUAUACCCUUUCAAGUUGCUUACGUUUUGUAUUUGUUGGUGAUGUUAAUUAGGAAGAAGGCAAAAUACACCAUCAAGAGUGAGGGAUGUAGACGUUGCAACUGUAAGAAAUCAAGAUGCUUGAAACUUUAUUGCGAGUGCUUUGCUGCUGGAAUUUAUUGUCUAGAUACUUGUUCAUGUGAAAAUUGCAUUAACAAGCCUGAAUAUGAGGACACAGUUCUCGAUAUGCGACAACAAACUGAAGCUCGUAAUCCUCUUGCUUUUGCUCCAAAAGUUGUCAGUAAUGCCACCAACUCUCCAGCAAAUAUGAUGGAAGAAGGAAAAUGGAUGAAAACUUCCUCAUCCAGGCACAAGAAAGGGUGCAACUGCAAGAAGUCAAAGUGUUCUAAAAAAUAUUGUGAAUGUUUUCAGGGUGGAGUUGGAUGCUGUUAUGGAUGCCGAUGUGAAGGAUGUUACAAUCCUUAUGGAAACAAAACAGAAACAAUUUACAGAAGAGCUGAAAGAUGGAAUAAUCCAUCUCAGGAGCAGCUGGAUACUUUGGAGAGUCAUAAUGAUUGCAUCAAAGCUGAGAGACCUAAUCAAUUCUCAUCAACAUGGGAAGAACUUGCUGAUAUAGGCCAACUGACUCCACCAUCACAUUGUCUCUUAGGUGCAGUGGCCUCUUCAGGUUCUCUCAACAUAAGGGACUGUUCAAAAAAAUUUCUAGGUCAAUCGCAACAAGAAAGCAGCGUCCUCUCACCAUCUGGCUACCUUAAUUGGCACCAUUCACCUAGUAGUCUUACUCCAAAAUUAUAUGGAUGUGAGGCUCUGCCUGAGCUUAGUUCUGACAGCUUUUUCUGUAACAUGAUGGAGGAUGCUACACCUGAGACACUUAAGAACACCUGUACCCCCAGUACAGAAGGAGUGAAAUCUAGCUCACCUAAUCAGAAAUGGGUGUCUCCUCCAAAAAUUCGUUCACAUGAGUUAAGAUCAAGCUCGUCACAGGGGUUGAGAAGUGGAUGGAAAUUCAUUAUGCAGGAUUUGCCUUCUUUCCCUUCUCUUGCUCCAUAUAGUAAGUCACAGGCUGCAAUCCAUCAAAAUGAUGGCGAUCGUAAAGGUAGCACGGGCUACCAAUGACUGGAAUUUGUUGAGUGUGGCAUGUGAUAACUUCGUCAUUUGGAUUUCCCUUGCAACAUGUCUGCAAAAUAUGGGUUUUUUUUUACUCAAAGCUGAAGUGAGUUGUGUACUGUCCUCCAGGAUAUAUUCCAAAAUCAACUGCUCACAAGCUCAACCAUUUUGGCCGAGAAAUCUGGGAAGCAUAAUUUUCUCAAUAGUGCUAAACUUUAACCCCUUUCUUCACCUUUAUUUGGUUAGAUAACGUUACAGCUUACCGGUUGCUACUUAAAUUUACAACUUCAAGCAAUUUUUAAAUUCUCGUUGAUCACUCUGUGAUCAUCUGCUUAUAUUACUCUUUCAGGUACUAUUAUGGGAUUGUAUUUUAUUUUUUCUGAACGAGUACUCUUGUAGGUUAAUAAUCUUUUUUUGUGCAUGUGCAUAUACAUGAAUGCAACACUUUUCUCCUUUCUCCUAUUUCUAUUUUUGGGAUACAGUGAAUCCAAGAUCGAAGAUCUUGUCUUCCUU
Molecule: messenger RNA, 3231 nt
Organism: Populus euphratica (Euphrates poplar)
Lineage: Eukaryota; Viridiplantae; Streptophyta; Magnoliopsida; Malpighiales; Salicaceae
Exons: 7
Coding region: 244-2727 (827 amino acids)
Molecular function (GO): DNA-binding transcription factor activity
Source: RefSeq, a predicted model, not a curated record